UUACGAACAUAAGCGGCCAUGUCUUAAUUACUCGGACACAGCAGCGCAAUUAACACCAUCAGUGUGAAAUCACAACGGGACUCCAGCCAAACACCAACAGCAUUCUUCACUCGGUGAAAGAGAAAUCGCGAUACAAGCUCUCAAAAGCUAAUUUUCAAAAAACACCAAGGAAUGUCUUAAUUAGAAACGGCUGCCGGGCGCCUAAACAAUCUUGCAAAGUUCAAGAGAUUGUAUUAAGCGGAAGUGAAGGUGAACUCUUAAAAUACUGGGAAAAAGCACGUGAAAAUAUGUGGAGAUUUAUCGUCACCGUUGUGUGCAUUGUGGUUCAGCGUAACGGGGUAGCAGGACAAUAUCGAUAUUUAUCCACUCCCAAAGAUCUCCAAGCAGUAGUUACCGUUAAGGAUCAAGCACUGGGUAUCUGUGACGUCAAUCUGACUUGGGCGGAAGUUCACUAUAAAAAGUCCUGGAAACCUCUGAUAUAUAUUGUGAAAUGGGAAAACACAACAGAUUACACAACUGUAACAUCAGAAACAGGAGUAAAUGCAAUCAAAGCAACAGGACUAUUAAAAGACAAAACGUAUGUCUUCUCCGUGAAGGUCAAACAAGGCUGGCUGAUUAGCGAUUGGAGCAGAUCGCUCCACGUGACAACAUCAUCGCCAUCUGUUGUCGAGGGAAAAGAUAGUAAUGAUGAUGACCCAAGGUACCCAAAACCUAGAAGUUUAAAGGUCAAAUACCUGUCGCCGAUAAGCUUCAAACUGAAAUGGCGGGAUGCUAAAGACGCCAAAACAUUAAAGGUCAAAGGUUAUCGCGUGACAUGGAAACAAAAGAAGGGCGAAACUCAUAAAUCCGACCUUAUCACAAAACGAUCGUAUUCUGUUAAAGGACUGAAACCGGAUUCAAUUUAUCUGCUAAGAAUACAAACUGUGUACAAAUCUAAACUUUCCAAGUCUUUAACGUUGUUUUGUAAGACACAGAGGGAGUUUGACGUCAGCCCCCCGGCGUCUGUGAGAGCAAAAGCUGUGGGAACAACGAAAAUCCAAGUAAGUUGGUCCCCCAACCGGAAGCAGACGGAUAGUAAGAUAGUGGGCUACAAGAUUCAGUACAAGAGGCGAGGGAUCCGGAGAGGGGAUGUGUGUACCGCCAUGGCCAGCUCCUGGAAGUCCCGAUACGUCAUCACAGAUUUACUAAAAGGGGAAGCCUACAAGAUAAGAAUAGCUGCAAAAUCCCGAUAUGCAACAGGUCCAUAUUCAUCAUGGCGUCUGGUUAAACUUCCGGGAGGAGUGCGCAAUAGAUCAAACGACGAGGCCUUAGAUAUCACAACCACCCCACCACCAACACCAAGUCCAGAGGAACUGUUUGGUCUAAAUAUAGAACAGAUUUCCGCGGGAGUUAACAUAACAUGGAAUGACGUCUCUAGUGAUGUAGUGACGUAUAUGGUUGAAAUCACACAAGACUCUCAGAUAUUGUAUAUCAAGGAGGUGUACCGCGAUCCCCUCGCUCUGGAGGUGUACAGCCUUGACCCGGGCGGAGAGUACAAUGUGACGGUCCGGGCGGUGAGCUCAAGGGAGAUUGGACACUUCUCGGCGUCGUUCUCAACCCCUGUCCCUGUAACUGUGGUGACGGAUGGACCCCACGUGACCUUAACGGGCGGGAACUUGACACUGCGCUGUAUCACGCAAGGAAUUCCCAGGCCUCAGUAUGAAUGGGUUUUAGGACAAGGGUUUACUCGUUAUGACAUCACCAAGUUUGAGGAAGAAAAUUUCAACAAGUAUUUGAUGCUUCUAGAGUUAUAUGACAUUCCAGAGGAUUUCCAAAACCCGAUAUGUAAAUCCCAGAAUAACCUUGAAUACGUCGCAAAAGAACAUCGUAUUCACAUCAUAGGUGCAGUUCCACCGCCAGUGAACAAUGUGUCAGUUACGGCUUUAAAUCAGAGGAAGAUUGAAGUAGAAUGGGACAUCCCAAUCGAACACGAAUAUCUGAAUGUCACAUAUCUUAUUACAAUUGAGGAUAACUUUGGAAAUUACUGGAGCGAGGAAGAGACAUCUUUGAGCCGAUAUGUUUUCAGAAACCUGACAGCAAAUACAGAAUACAGAGUGUCGGUCAUCGCAAAAACAUCUAAUGGAAGAUCUUCAAGCGGAAAUGACAUCAUAUCCGUUAGAACAGAGAAGGCCCUACCAAAACCAACGCUUCAGACUUUGUCGUGGAAUGAUACGGCAAUCGUGCUGAACUGGGCGACAAACAGCGAUACACCACCGAACAUGGUUCGAAUACUCUACAAGAAAGUUUCAGAUCAAGAGUUUCUUGUGCGAAAGUCCUACCCACAAAAGUCGACGAUGAUUUUACAAGAUCUUCAAAGGAACUCGACGUAUGAAAUGAAGGUCGUAGUGGUGUACGACAAGGGGGAAGUUGUCUCCAAUGUUUUAACGAUUGAGACUAACAUUGCCAGCUUCCUGCAGGAAAACAGGCGUCCCACCCCUCCCGCCGAUGCCUACCUGAUGGUCAACAAGACUGCCAUGACCAUACGGUGGAUCCCGCCCCACCCUGAGUAUCGCACUUACGUCAGGCAGUACAGACUAGAUAUUUAUCAAGAUGGCAUACUACAGCGACAUCUCAUGGAUAACAAGGGACGCAACUUCACACUUACCCCAUUCGAUGAUACUAAGGAGGUGGCCGCUUAUCUUACAGCGGUCAAUAAUGCCGGGGCCAGUGACCCCAUUCUCAGGACUUACAAACCACUGGCAGAUGAAGAGAAACCCACAGGGGCUGUAGGUAGUCUGAGGGGUAAGGCCUUGUCAUCCAAUUCCAUCUUGGUCGAGUGGGAACCUCCCACUAACAAGCGACUUACGAGGUUUCUUCUACGUUACCGACCACUCGUCGAGUAUAACGAUUCGAACAUUGUUGAUGAGUGGCUUGGACCUUCGUACAACAACUACGUUUUGAUGGGCCUCCGUGGCGCUGAGUCUUACUUCAUAUCCGUGAUUCCGUACUUUAAUGAGUUGGUGGGAAACGAUUCGUCAAUCAUCGCCAGGACCUAUACCGGGGCGCCGUCAGCACCCCCGCAAGAUGUCACUGCGACCAAUGUUAACUAUACGGGUAUCACUUUACAAUGGAGACCCCCUCCCGAUGGUCAAACGAAUGGAGUGGUCACUCAGUACGUCGUGGCUUUCCGGUCAGCAGACAAAGUCGAGGACACCAUACAACACACAAAUAAUACCGGCAUCAUUGUUCGGGAUCUGCUGCCGGGGACGAGUUACUAUAUGCGGGUGGCCGCCAUGACCCUCAACGGAACAGGGCCUUUUACGACAUGGUUGACACACAGCACCCUCCCACUUCCGGUUAUCAGGGAACUCCCGAAACAGCCUGAAAAUGUUACAACGAAACAGGUACCAUAUGGAAUUGCUUUGCGAUGGGACAGACCGAGGGAUCCCGAUGUUCCUGUUCACGGAUACAUCGUUGGAUACGGAAGGUUUAUUCCCGAGGUGUACCGAGAGGUCCUUAGUGCUGGCAAAACUCAGUAUACAAUUCAUAAACUACGGCAAAACCAUGAUUACAUAAUUAGCGUGCGAGCUUUCAAUAAUUUUGGAGAAAGUGAAGCGGUGAUCGCUGUUGCAACGGCAGGAGACGGGAGAAUGACAAUAGUAUCCUCCAAUGACGAUGACAAGGAAGGAGAUCUAAACAGAUUUGAUGACGCUCCGAGAAAUGUGAGCCUUGAGCUAAAUCACGGCGAGAUCCCGACGGUGAACGUUAGGUGGCGCCCACCUCCUCAGAUCCAGGGACCGUCACUGGGAUAUAACGUGUAUUACAAAAAGGAGGCCGAGAAGAAAUGGCGGGUGAAGUUUGCGGACCGGACAUUUCUGAUUUUGAGGAACCUCUCAUUUGACACGACGUACUACGUCCGAGUCGGUGUAUUUUACAAGGACAACACAGAUGCUCGACUGUCCCAUACAGUGGAAAUCAAAACGUUCUCUUUAGAGGACACAAUCCACGCACUGCCAACACCUAGCAUCACUUCCGUGUUCUCAGGGCCGGACUUCCUGGAUGUGAACUGGAAACCACCCCUCAAAGAUUACCUCCACGUGAUCGUCGGAUUCAUCCUGGGAUUUGGCAUCAAAGAAUCAAAUGAAAACCAGGAGUUCAUACCCGCAAGUCAGAGGAGUUUUAGAGUCACAAAAUUGGAACCAGGAACACAAUAUAUCAUCUCCCUGGCCAUGUUCAACGAGCACGGAAAAAGCGCCAAGUCAAUCGUUUAUGCUUCAACAUUAGAUCCCCAAGAACAGAAAACAACAUGAUUUUGAUCACUACCAUCAGUUCAACGAUGAAAACAGUACCCCAUAGAUCAUCUUUGUUACAACUAUCAGUUCAUUUAAUAUUUAGGUCAUAUCUUACGUCAUAAACAUCUUACAUACUGUACAAUAAACUUAUAGCAGUAUUGUUACUUGAGACACCGUUUGGACAGUCAUGCAUACACUAAAUACCCCCACAAAAAAGAAAUCAUUCUGAUUAUUCACCCAUCUCUCCAUCCAUCCUUUGCAACCCUGUUCUGAUCAUAUAUUCUGUAACGAUGAGACGGCAGAUGUUUAAAUAUUUUACACAAAGUUUGCUUGUGGCCUAAGGGUGUGUUGAUAACCUUUAGAUAAGGUCAGAUGGAAAAUUUCAAGGUCAUCGUCUGGUCAUGUUAUAUGCACAUUCUUGACAAUUUAAACAGCAUGUUCUAUAUUAUAACCAGUCAAAUUUAUGUGGUCAAAAGUAGAGAUGUAUUGUCUAGCUAUACCCUUCCCACAGACUGAGGACUAUCACACAGAACUGUAUGGAACAACAUGUGUGUCUCCACAUCAUUCAGUAAUAUACUGUUAACCAGCUUGUAUUCACGACUACUUUAUUUCGCGCUCUACCAGUGAUGAACUAGUUCACGGCGACUAAUUUUCACGACUUAGAUUAUCUCAAACAAAUACAAGAGAUAUUAAUGAACUGGUUCGCGGCGAGAAAUAUUUGCGAUGAUUAGGUCCUCGAUAUUCUAGCGAAAAUAUCUCGUUCACGACAAAAAGUUCGUUUACAGUAAGCCAUUGAGAAAAUUCGCAAUUUUUGUUUCCGAGAUGAUAUAUUUAAAGAAAGUUUUAUAUACUACUUCGCCCAGUAGUGUGUCUUCACCUCCGUCAAAGUCAUCAAAGGUCACUUCUCAUAAUACAGUCCAAAACUGUGGACAAUGGUCGAUACCUUGCUUAUACAUAUAUAUUUUCCUGCUCUUUUAUUGAAUUAUUUUGACUGUGUGAUAUCAACUCUUUCUAUUUGGAUUAUAUAUAUAUAUAUAUAUAUAUAUAUAUAUAAUUUUUUUAAAUCAAAAGCAUGUAUUAGUCAAUUCAUUUCACUUCUUCUCUUCAUUUACAUGUUGUAAUGAUCAUUCAGAGACAAUGUUCUUCACAAUUAUUUUUGUGUGUAAUAAUUAUGAUGACAAUCACCUAUUUUAUCAUGUUAUAAAUAACUCUGUGUACGAUCAAUAUGCCUUGUGUUUAUUACUCUUUGACCAAACAAGGGACAUGUUCAUUACUUUCGGUCCCGUGGAGAUCCGGGUUAGAAUAGGUCCUCAAUACCCCCUUCCUUGUCGUAAGAGGCGAUUAAAUGGGGCAUUCCUUCGAAUGAGAAAACGAAAACUGAGGCCCUGUGUCACAGUAAGUGUGGCAUGAUAAAGAUCCUUGCCUGCUCAAAUGCCGUAAGCAACAAGCAUAAGCCUAAAUUUUGCAGCCCUUCGCCGGCAAUGGUGACGUCUCCAUAUGAGCGAAAUAUUCUCGAGAGUGAUGUUAAACAAUAUACAAUCAAUCAAUCUGUCAUUACUUCAGAUUAAAACAGAUGAAGGCUUUAACGGUGAGAACACAUUCCGUAACACACAUCAAACUUAGUAUGCUGAUAUUGAGGUCACAUGGUCAAUCUACUCUGGACAAUGGAAGAUACUGUCUACUCAAUAUUUUGACAACCCUUUGCUUGAC
Messenger RNA from Ostrea edulis (European flat oyster), 5981 nucleotides. Its product is annotated as fibronectin-like. The record is from RefSeq and is a predicted model, not a curated record. The coding region runs from base 288 to 4289 and encodes 1333 amino acids. Gene Ontology annotation, molecular function: protein binding. NCBI's taxonomy places the organism in Eukaryota, Metazoa, Mollusca, Bivalvia, Ostreida, Ostreidae. The transcript has 27 exons.